AAAUCGUCCCUUGACAAACAUCUUUAUUGAAAAUGGUGCCAUGUGCUCCGUAAUCUGGGCCGCGAAAACCCCGACGCCAGAUCAGCCAUCGCCUGGGCGGUCCAAUCACGGCUUUACCACGACUCAAACAGGCAGUUGAUUGCUAGCCUACCUUAUUCGUACAUUGACUAAAUCCUCUAUCGUUCCAUCGUCUUGUUUCUCGACCUGUUUUUUUCCUUUACCGCUUUCUGUUGUUCUCCUGAUACUUCUUGCGCUGCUGCUACGAUAUGACAACACUUGCCUGUCGUAAUACCGCUGCCCCUUCUUUGCAAGGGACUAUCGAGGUUCCUCGCUCCAUCAUAUUACCUUCAACCCUUUGCCUGCGAUAAGCCCUGAGGAAAUCAUCAUACUCCAGCAAAUUCUCAGUCAACACCCCCAAGAAACCGACAAUUCGAGUCACUUGCCUCAUUCCCAUACCACGACACUUGAUGCGGAGUGAACAAUGAUCCAACACUCCGGUGCUUCCGAUACUGCUCAGCAGCCGGAACCUCAACCAUCCGGCGCUAAGCUGAGCAAGAACGCUGUCCAGUUCUCCCAGCAGGCUGAGAAGCUCUCGCACCAACCGAUCACUGACGAUGAUCCGUCCAUUGCCAUCGAGGCCCAGUUCGUCACUCCUCAUGAUCCCAUCAUCAUUACCUCGGAUGGCAACCGACUUCCUGGCGUACCCCUCCAAGAGGCCCGCCGCCUAAAUAUCCUCCGCGAAGGGGUCCAAGGGAAGCCUGAGACAAACGAGAUCCAAUCUGGAAGAGGGGUCAAGGAAAGUAUUCCCAACGUCACUCAGGUAGACGACGGGGAGCAAAAGGUCUUGAACUUGGCUGGAAAACAGAACGGUGCAUCACUACAGAAGUCAGCCGACAAUACGCUAAAAGGUGUCAUGCCACCAUCCCACACGAACCCCUUGUUUCCUCCACUCCCUUUAUACAGUCCGCCCUCGAGGAUGCGGAACAUCCAGUGUCUAUUCUUUCGAGUCUCAUCCUUCUUUCUCAGCCUGGCUUUCCUCGCCGUCAUCGUGCUGGGGUCUCUGUUUACGAGUAUACCGUUGAUCUGGAAGAAGAUAUUCUAUCGACUGACGUUCCGGAACUUCGACAAGUCACGCCCGUUCUACGAAGAGGAGAAAUUGAGGGCCGAAGCUAGGGAAGAGAAGGAACGGGCUUGGAAGGCAAGCCAAUCUCCAAAUACUAUGAACUUGGAACAAGAAAACCCGGCCAAUCAAUACCCCCCGACUGAGGGUGGCACAGACCCUAUCAUCUGUGAUGUUGGCUACUACGCUCGGAGGGUGGGGCUCGAUGUCGAACCCUUCGAGGUGCAGACAGAAGAUGGCUUCAUUAUCGACCUAUGGCAUGUCUACGAUCCAAGGGAGUACACGCGGUUGGACGACAGUGGACGAUCUCAACAGGGCCCAGACGUAUUCCAAGGCCCUAACAAAACGUUGAAAAAUCCAGACAACAAGCGCAAAUUCCCGGUGUUACUCAUGCAUGGGCUCUUACAGAGCUCGGGUGCUUAUUGUUGCACUGACGACGAAUCUCUAGCUUUCUGGCUUUGCAAAUCCGGCUUCGAUGUCUGGCUGGGCAACAACCGAUGUGGCUUCAAGCCCAAGCACGCUUUGCUUGAAUACAGUGACCCGAGGAUGUGGUGUUGGAAUAUCCGCCAAAUGGGUGUAUUCGACCUAGCUGCUCUCACUUCUCGUGUGAUCUCUGAGACGGGCUUUGAGAAGAUUGGUCUGAUCUGCCAUUCUCAGGGGACGACUCAGACGUUUGUGGCCCUGGCCAAGGAGCAACGACCUGAGCUAGGCGAAAAGCUGACCGUAUUUUGUGCUCUGGCGCCAGCUGCUUACGCUGGGCCCCUGAUAGGCAAGAUGUACUUCAAAUUCAUGCGGAUCAUCUCACCAGCGCUCUUCCGACUCAUGUUUGGGAUACACGCAUUCAUCCCUUUGAUGAUGCAGAUGCACGGCCUGCUGAGUCCAAAACUGUACGGGUGGCUAGGCUACAAGGUCUUCUCCUUCAUGUUUGACUGGACGGAUGCGCGUUGGGAUCGUGGCCUCCGGAACCGCAUGUUCCAAUUUGCGCCCGUCUAUGUCAGUGCCGAGUCUAUGCGGUGGUGGCUCGGCCGGGAGUGUUUCGCCAAGCACAAAUGCAUUCUAGCCACCAAGGAGGUCGUCCAGGCGGAGGAACAUAUGGACGGCGGCGCGGACGGCCACGCCGUGACACCACAGACGAAACGGGUAAUUGAGGCGCAUCACAAACACCUCAAAGGAGCUACUGCGUGGUACAACGAGCAAGCACCACCGUUUGCCAUGUGGGUGUGUGGCACUGAUAACCUCGUCGACGGGGAGAAGCUGCUCCGACGGUUCGAAAAGGGGCGAGAACCAUGCGUUGACGUGGUCCACAGCAAGACAAUUCCGGAGUAUGAACACCUGGAUGUCAUCUGGGCGAUGGAUGCUGUGGAUCAAGUGUUUAAGGAGGUUCGCGAAGUGUUGUGGAAGACAUGCAAUGUGCGAGACAUUUGUCGUGUUCCUGAAGGAUGCGAGCAUGUCGAGCCAUGGAAACCCACCAAGAAGAUUGCAGCUAAUGUUAUCGAUGAGGUCCAGUCGAGCGGGAGUGAUUAGUAGACGAUGGGGGCGACGAAUAUAUGACACAACAAACACAUGGCACGAAAUACAUAAGACGAACAUAAAAACGAAGGGCUUAGGAUUCGUUGGUUAGGAUGGAUAGUUCGGAAUUGCUGGCUAGAUCGACGACUUCAUUACGUGUGUUUAAUGAGCAUUGGAGGGCUGCGGACCAUACAAAGAUCAUUUGCAAGUCAUCUGGCUACACGUUCACACGCAUAUGGAUAGAGUAGUGAACAUAAUUGCCAGAAACAAAUCCAAUGUACCACAAGCCCCUAGCUGUCCAGGGCACGUUGAGGGCUGUUUGGGUUUCUCGGCCAGCUCCGGCGCGAUAGCGAAGCAGCAUCACGGAGCUUGCCAGGUCGGGCUGAUGUGUGGGAGAGAGGUCUCGACAAGAACGAGGUUCAGCAUGCCUCCCCCUUACUAGGAUCUCGUCUGAUCUAGUAUGAUCGG
Molecule: messenger RNA, 3097 nt
Organism: Ilyonectria robusta
Lineage: Eukaryota; Fungi; Ascomycota; Sordariomycetes; Hypocreales; Nectriaceae
Product: Alpha/Beta hydrolase protein
Exons: 1
Coding region: 482-2644 (720 amino acids)
Biological process (GO): lipid metabolic process
Source: RefSeq, a predicted model, not a curated record